AAACGUCGCUGCAGUCAACGAAGGACUCGUCAGAAGCCGCAAUCGGUGAAUAUACUCAAAUGGAGUGUGCCGCUGAUUCAGCACAUUUACCAUUACCUACCUCUGAUCAGAAUUUCAAUCUAACUGAAGUUCAUUCGUAUGUAUCGGACAGUACGGAAAGUUGUCAUUCAGGUGCGUUUUCGAAUCGAUCCAAUCCACCUAAUGAAAGUUCGUGUGUUCUUCGUUUCUUGCUUGCAUUGUCGUUAUUUUUAACUUGUAAUUUAUCAUUGUUUGAGUUUUUUCUUUCUCUGCUUGUUAGAGACUGGCUGCUAGAUUUCUAUCAAAACCAGUUUUAUCGCAUCGCAAAUCAGAUUGUCACUUUUUCGUUCGGGAAAAAUCGCAUUUAUAUUCUAAUUGUCUUUUUAAAAUUACAAACAAACGAAGUCAUUUAUAUUCGAUUCAAAUUUGACCAAUUCACUAUGAUCCGUUAA
Molecule: messenger RNA, 470 nt
Organism: Anisakis simplex (herring worm)
Lineage: Eukaryota; Metazoa; Nematoda; Chromadorea; Rhabditida; Anisakidae
Source: the annotation of a GenBank genome assembly